AUGGACAUACCCCGAGUGCAGCGAGACGUGAAGCAGUUUCCCACUCGAUCCCAAUAUAAAGGCACCUGGGACUUACUAGGAAUGAGUGGAUAUGGUGUUUAUAAAUUUCCUAAUGACGUAGUUUACGAAGGGGAAUUCGAUGAUGGUAUGUUCCACGGUCAAGGCGAAUUGAAGUACCCGAGCGGGGAAAGACUUCGUGGAACUUGGAAGAAAGGGCAACUUACUAACCGGAAGCUCAUCUUCGCUGACGGACUAGAAUACAGUGAAACUGAUUGGAUGUAUUGUAGAAUGCCUGAUAGAAGAUUCACAAUAGAAUAUGACAAUGGGCUACAACCUGCUGGCCAAUCCUAUCUAACAGCAGAGCAGCCGUCGAGGACUAUACCGACUGGGUACUACGACACCGGAGAUGGCUUCUAUGACCCUCUGACCAAAGUUGUCUACAAGUUCGAUGAUUUAACUGCUAUUUUAAGAUCGCCAUCAGUCCGCGAACAGAAAUGGAUAAUAGAAAACUGCCGCACGUCACCCGAUAUACCGCUUGGUCCUCGCAAAGACCUAUAUGAAGAAUGGGUUGAACCGCAAGUACUACUACCAGAACCCUCAGCCCCCGCAUCUACUUGCAAAGCUACGGAAACACUUGGCUCAUAUUACGUAAAUGGGACUGAUCAAGAAAUAACAAACGACAGAAGUGGUCUAUUUUUAAGAAACUGGAGAAUAUCUUCCGGCAUAUUAUGGGACCAU
This is a messenger RNA of Brenthis ino (lesser marbled fritillary), 738 nucleotides long. The record is from the annotation of a GenBank genome assembly. Lineage: Eukaryota; Metazoa; Arthropoda; Insecta; Lepidoptera; Nymphalidae.